Messenger RNA from Glycine soja, 1744 nucleotides. RefSeq names its product purple acid phosphatase 17-like. Lineage: Eukaryota; Viridiplantae; Streptophyta; Magnoliopsida; Fabales; Fabaceae. Bases 554 to 1363 code for a protein of 269 amino acids. Gene Ontology annotation, molecular function: ferrous iron binding; acid phosphatase activity; ferric iron binding. The record is from RefSeq and is a predicted model, not a curated record. The transcript has 7 exons.
UUCCACUGCCAUUACUGUUGUAUGGCAUGGCAUAUUCGCAUAUAUCACCAAUGUUUUUCAAUUCAAUUGCAUAUUCUACCAAUUGUCUGCCAACACAACAGUUGCCCAUCACCGUUUAUCCUAUCCCAGCAAGAACCAUGCACUGCAUUUUCUGACAAAUUCAACCAAUCUGAAUUAAAUUCACAUUCACAUCACGCUGCAUUUCUUAUUUCUCCAAAUUUUCAAUUUUUUUACUAGCUAACUAAAUGACCAGAAGAUGAGUUUAGGACAUAUUUUGUAUCAUUAAAUUCCAACAUUAUAUUACUUUUCCUUACUAAUCUAAUAGUAAUUGUUUUUCAACAACUUCAUAUCAUAUUAUAUUAUUCCACAACCUAGGAUCCAUUCAUUUGAGAGUUUUAAAGUUCAACACGUACGGGUUAGAUAACCCCCCCCCCCCCCCCCCAACCUUUUUCUUAUUGGCAUGAGCCUGUCUCUCUAUCCUGUGUAAUCUGAAGCUUUUUUUUUUAAGUGACAAGCUUUUGCUUGUUUUGGUGUUCCAGUUCCAGUUAGAGCCAUGUCCAUGUCCUUUCUCUUUACCUUUACCAUCAUCAUCAGCUUUGGCUUGUGCAUUCUUUAUGCAUCUGCAGAACUCCAGAGAUUAUCACACUCUUCCAAACAUGAUGGUGCUCUUAGCUUCUUGGUGCUUGGUGACUGGGGAAGAAGAGGCGCUUACAACCAAUCACAAGUUUCUUUCCAGAUGGGAAAGGUUGGAGAGAAGCUUGAUAUCGACUUUGUAGUUUCCACUGGAGACAACUUCUAUGACAAUGGACUAACUAGUGACCAUGACAACGCGUUUCAAGAGUCAUUCACUCAAAUUUACACAGCAAAAAGCUUGCAAAAGCAGUGGUACAGCGUGUUAGGCAACCACGACUAUAGGGGUGAUGCAGAGGCCCAAUUGAGCCCGGUCCUUAGAGAAAUUGAUAGCAGAUGGCUUUGCUUAAGGUCCUUUAUUGUAGAUUCAGAGCUGGUUGAGAUUUUCUUUGUAGACACCACUCCUUUUGUUGACGAGUACUUCACUGAACCACAGGAACACAAGUAUGAUUGGCGGGGCAUUGGCCCACAAAAACCUUAUAUUACUAACUUACUCAAGGACCUAGAAUUGGCACUGAGGGAAUCAACAGCAAAAUGGAAGAUUGUUGUUGGUCAUCAUGCCAUUAGAAGUGUUGGGCAUCAUGGUGAUACUCAAGAACUAAUAAAUCAGCUUCUCCCUAUCCUUCAGGCAAAUAACAUUGACUUCUACAUGAACGGGCAUGAUCAUUGUCUUGAGCACAUUAGUGACACGGAGAGAGGAACUUGUUUGCAGCCCCAUUCAGUUCCUGACUAGCGGGGCAGGGUCAAAGGCUUGGAGAGGAGACAUUAAAGGAAUGAACCGAAGAGACGUAAAUUUCUUCUAUGAUGGACAAGGCUUCAUGUCUGUGAAAUUGACUCAGACGGAUGCCACCAUUGAAUUCUAUGAUGUUUUUGGCAACGUUUUACACAGAUUAACUUCUUCAAAACAGCUACAUUCUUCUAUGUAAUGUUUAGAGCAUUGAGAUUAAAUAGAUCAAUCCAAAUUGGUUGAUGGAAUUUAAAACUUAUCCUUGAUGUCAUGCUUGAGUAUGUAUGAGAAAUGAAAAUAUGAAGGAUUAUUCACUGUAGUGAUGAAUUGCUAUUUAACUUCUGACUUCUAAAUUUAAGAUGCAAGAGACGUUAUUGUGUACUUAAA